AUGUCUGCCAAAUUCGUCCUGGCUCUGUCCGUCUCCUUCGUCGUCCUUUCCUCUCCGGUGUUUGCGAAGGUCUCGGCUCCCGCAGCGAACAUUUGCACCUGGACCGAUGCGAUGCCAGUGUUGUACCACGAGUACGGCACCGACGUAUGCCCACCUCGAUUUCGGCUCAAGCCGGGCAGCGGUGACUGUCAGGACGACCCAGGGUCGUUCAACGUGGUUGACUGCGCCAGCUUCUGUGAGAUGAGGACCGAGUUCCGCUAUGGGCAAGAGGUACCCUAUCAUGUCAUGCCCAUGUGCACUGGCGGAACCUCUUGCACCUUGACCGAAAACAGACAUGUUGGCAGCAACUGGAAGUUCAAGCUGAAUGGCAAUUACAAGACCGGACCCUUCACUGCUGGCGUUGCUGGUGGCUACAAUGAAAAGGCUGGCCAGAGUGAAAGCUUCAAAUAUUCCAAGGACCUCAAGCACAAUGAAUGUGGAUAUUUCACCUUCAUUCCCAUCAUGCGUGACACCUGUGGAACCUACACCGAAGGCCAACUGGACAAGUACAACAACCCGGCGGCAGAGUGCAAAUCGACGAGAACAGUCGGCAAUGCAUGCUGUAGUCAGGCCGUGACAGUCACAGAUCGGUUUUACUGGUUCACGCGUGUCGUCCGUGGCGUUGCAGUGUUUGUCUACCUCAACUGCGACACUCUCGAGCCUUUGGAGGACAAAUAUCAAGAAAGCCCCUUCAACAAGCCAGGCGUUCGUCUGCCCCGUGGCCUGGGGCUGACAAAUGCCUACAAGGACAUAUGGUUUGCCUCGCAGUUCAAAACUCUGGCAUCGCAGUCCGAUAGUGCUGUGUGCAAUGACCACAAGGAUGUCAACGCCACCGACUGCAUGGAGGUUUUGGCUGAUGUGACUGAUCGCGGUGCCGACGUUGUUCCACUGUCAAACACAGCUAAAGGCAACGGAAUCACGAUUGGGGCCUUCAACAGCUGCAUCAUGCACCUGUCCUUCAAUGAGGAAUGGACACCUGGAAGAUGUGUGGUCUCCUAUCUGGAGAUCGCAGCCGCAGCGCAGACCGUCUUUGACACCUGUACCAACAACAGCACUGGCAUGAUUGGAGGAAGCCAUGUCGUGAGACGCAUUGGCGAAUGUGGAGCCACGGUUUCAUUCCUGUCAAAAUCCACUCCUCUUUGA
Molecule: messenger RNA, 1182 nt
Organism: Fonsecaea nubica
Lineage: Eukaryota; Fungi; Ascomycota; Eurotiomycetes; Chaetothyriales; Herpotrichiellaceae
Exons: 4
Coding region: 1-1182 (393 amino acids)
Source: RefSeq, a predicted model, not a curated record